AUGCGCAUCACUCCCAAUAGCCUUAGGCUCUGUUUGAUACGCAUCUUUCCAGGUUCAAUCAGAUCUUUCUGGCUAAAUGGAUCGGAAAUACUGUUUGAUUUGCACAAAAGAAGGGGUCUUUCCCGGACAUUCACGAGAAACUAUGAACACGGACCUUACUAUCACCUCUCCUAUCUGCUCCUCACGUCACCCCCUGCUCGCCGUCGCCUCCCCCACCGGCCGGAGACCUUUGAUAGCCACAACUCCGUCACACCGAACGCCAGCUGUGUGUUAAGCGAUAAUGGAGAAAGGAUCAAAGGGUCAGAGCAGUAACAAGAAAACCCUUCAGAAAUCACUAUCAACUUUUUCAGACUCUGACAUGGAUGACGAAAUUGAUCUUUUUCAUAAGCAGAGAGAUAUAGUUCCAUUAGACCUAAAUGAUGAUGAAGAUGAUGAGGAUGAUAUAUUAGCUGCAUAAAGGCAUUCAGAUCUUGAUCACCGUGUUCUUGCUCGCCUUGUGGAGAUUAAGAACUUGUUAGACAAGGCUAGUGUGUAAAAAUUACCAUUCUACCCCUUGUGUAUAUUCAUAAAAAUAACAAGUCUAGUCUAUUUCCCUAUAAUUGCAGAUGAAACCACUUGAUGAAAAUCUAUCAUUUGAGGUUAAAGAUUAUCUCAAAACACAUGUUUCUAAUUCCACAACAAUAAAUGAGAUGAUGAUUUACCAAAGAGAGAUGACAUUGGAGAAAGGCGAAGAAAGCAUGAAACACGGGUUCUUGCUAGUGCUGGAAUCCAUUCUGAUUAUGAUAUGAAAAAUGACGAAAAUACCCUUGAGGCUAAUGGAGUUGAUGAUGACUCAAAUGAAGAUGGUGAAACAGAGACAGAAUCAGAGACUGAUCUUUACAAAGAAACCAAAACAAAACGUGAUGCUAAAUUAGCUGCUAAAGCAC
Lactuca saligna is the source of this 926-nucleotide messenger RNA. NCBI's taxonomy places the organism in Eukaryota, Viridiplantae, Streptophyta, Magnoliopsida, Asterales, Asteraceae. The record is from the annotation of a GenBank genome assembly.